UAUUCAGUUAGGUACAAAAUGAAUAUUGUUUGUGUAAUAUGCAGUGAUUUGUUAGUACCUUCUGAUGAUGUUUUUCAUACACCAUGUAGACAUAUUUUUCACUUUGCUUGUGUAACUCAAUGGCUAGAAGGAAAUUUUAAAUUUUCUUUAUGCACAUCAAAAACCUGUCCACAAUGUAGGGAAAAGACUACAUUGAAUAAAAUUCAUAGAAUAUAUUUUAAUUUUGCUAAUAGUGAUAACAUUAGUGAAGAUACAUGCUCAUUGCAAGAUAAAAUUGAUAAAUUAAAUUUCCAGCUUAUGAUGAAAGAGAAGGACAAUAAACAUUACACAGAAAAAAUUAAUACAGUAGAGAAACAAAACAAUGAGUUGAAAAAGGAAGUAAGAAAAGUAGAAAGUGAAAUAAGUGCAAAAAAUAGUGCUAUUUAUGCUCUAAAAGAGCAAAUUAAAUACUUUCAAGAACAAAAUUUGGAGGCAGUGGGGAGAAAAAAAGAAAUGUGCUUUGAACAGUUGCAAAAAAAGAUUGAAAAUUACAAAAAUAUACAAAUACUACUUGAGGCUUCUGCAGAAGAUGUGGAUCAAAUGAUUUCAAGUACAAGUAAUCCAAAUACGCUUAUUACAUAUAUAUCUGUGAUGAAAAGAGAAAUGACAAUUGGUUUAAAUAAAAGAAGGGAAUUAAGAGCUAAAGUAAGAAGUUUGCAACAAGAGCUUACUAAAGUUUCAAUGGAACGAAAUUUUUUGUCUGAAGAACAUGCCAAAGUAAA
Messenger RNA from Eufriesea mexicana, 761 nucleotides. RefSeq names its product E3 ubiquitin-protein ligase TRAIP-like. The record is from RefSeq and is a predicted model, not a curated record. NCBI's taxonomy places the organism in Eukaryota, Metazoa, Arthropoda, Insecta, Hymenoptera, Apidae. Gene Ontology annotation, biological process: replication fork processing; protein ubiquitination. The transcript is spliced from 4 exons. The annotation marks the transcript as partial. Gene Ontology annotation, cellular component: site of DNA damage; nucleus. Gene Ontology annotation, molecular function: ubiquitin protein ligase activity.